GACAUUUGAUCGAAAUUGGAUUGGCCUGAAUCUGAAAUUUUAUGAUCGUUUCUCCGUUUUUUUUUAUUUUUAUAAAUUAAACAUGUACAAGUAUUAAAAGAUAAAAUUUCAAUAACAUUCAUACUCGUUCAGAAUGGAAGAAACAAAAAAAGGAUCUCCCUCCAUAAGUGUCGAAGAACUGAGAGUAAAGGGUAACGACUGUGUCAAAGAUGGAAAAUUCAUUGAGGCGGUAUUACAUUAUACACAAGCGCUUAAAAUGGAUCCGAACAACUAUGUUUUAUACAGCAAUAGGUCGUUCGCAUUCUUGAAGUUAGACCAACAUUACUUAUCACUUCAGGACGCAAAUGAAACUGUUAGAUUACAACCACAAUGGGCAAAGGGCUAUUUUCGCCGGGCUGAAGUAGAAGCGGCUAGCGGGUUAUACGAUGAAGCUAUCAUUUCUUACACAAGAGCAUUACAGCUAGAGCCACAUAAUGUUAAGCUAAUGGAGUCUAUCAAAACAAUCACAGACGAACAGAAGAAAAAAAUUAAAGGUCAUCAGAACACUAUCUGGAUCUGCACCUGUGUUGGGUUAAUAGUGGGUAUAGGUGUAGUGUUAUUAGAUUACACCUUGACUACAAGCCCUACAUUGAAUCAUCCUGUUAGCAUGGUGGCAUUUGCAAUGGCACUCGCGGGCCUGGGAUGGGCUAUAGGAAAAACUUCAACAUUAAUGAGUGCAUGGAGUGCAGGGAAAACCCUCCAACCACCAGAAGAUUUAGCUACAAAUGAAACAUCUGAACAAGAAACUGCUGCACCAGAGAAAAAAGCAAAAUAUAGUAAAGCACAAGCAAGACAGAGGUAUAAGCAAGGAAAGCUUUAGUUACAUAUAAACAUUAGGUGGUACAAAUGGUAAUUCAAAUAAUUGCCUAAUAAACAUAGGUAAUGUGUUUAUAAUUUAUCAGGCAAUAAUAUAGUCUAAUUUCAAUGAAUCCCAUUAAAAAAAUAUGGGUGUGUUAGUAAUUAAAAGGAAGAAUUGAUAUAAUGUUUAUUAUUAAUGAGUGAGGUGUUGAAAACAGUUGUUUGUUUGUGAAACAUUGUUGUAAAUGUAAAUAAUUUAAUUUCAAAUAAUCUUUUGAGUCAUUUGUUGUUAUUUGUAUCAUACUAGCUGUGCCCUGCGUUUUCACACAUUGUGUGAUUCAAAUAUCAAGUCUUAGGUAGUUCCAGGAUCCGUAGAACAUUUUUUACAACUGAAUACUAUCAAGUUAAUUUUUCGUGAGUAUUUUCAUCUCGAUGAGACGAUCAACUUUUUUAUUUACGAAAGUUUUUGAUUCUGGUAGCUAGCUAAGUUACCAGGAAAUAAAAAAAAUGAGCGUCGGAACGAGAUAAUGUACCAUGCAAUUUGUAGGACAUUGUGGCUGUUAUGUUGUAUUAUUUCGUUCCGACGUUCAGAAAUUUUUAUUUCCUUUUAUUUUUUUUUAUUAACUCGGUUACCUACCAGAAUCAAGAAUUUUCGUAAUUUAAAAAUUUGAUCGUCUCAUUGAGAUGAAGCAACUCACAAAAAAUUAACUUGAUAGAAAAUGUUCUACAGAUCCCUGACUAUUAUUGCUUUUAAACAAAUUAUUCAGCUUCAUUGUAUUCAGUACAGAUUUUUGAGAUUGGACUGUAUUUAAACUAAAUAGUUUUAAGGUGGUUUUUUAGAUUGGGUAAAAAAAUGUGGGGAUUAGUGGAGUAUUUUUAAAUAUUUGACUUAUACAUUUUAUUCCAUUGUACAGGUAAUUUGGUACUUAGCUCUAAGACUACUUGUUGAUAUUGAAAAGACAUGUCCGAAACGUAAUUGUAUUGAAGUGCAUUCAGGCAAUAAAGUUUGAAAUUAUUUUAA
This is a messenger RNA of Bicyclus anynana (squinting bush brown), 1858 nucleotides long. RefSeq lists its product as uncharacterized. Gene Ontology annotation, molecular function: Hsp90 protein binding. Lineage: Eukaryota; Metazoa; Arthropoda; Insecta; Lepidoptera; Nymphalidae. The coding region runs from base 134 to 859 and encodes 241 amino acids. The transcript has 5 exons. The record is from RefSeq and is a predicted model, not a curated record.